Molecule: messenger RNA, 1044 nt
Organism: Metarhizium brunneum ARSEF 3297
Lineage: Eukaryota; Fungi; Ascomycota; Sordariomycetes; Hypocreales; Clavicipitaceae
Biological process (GO): positive regulation of transcription from RNA polymerase II promoter by glucose
Cellular component (GO): nucleus
Molecular function (GO): sequence-specific DNA binding
Source: RefSeq, a predicted model, not a curated record
AUGGCUUCCCUGGCAUCAGCUGCUCGUGAUAUUCCCCAGCCCUCCGUCAACCGAGACAACUUAACUGUUGUAGCGGCGCGGAGUGACUCGGCGACUGUGGCACGAUCUCAUACCCUCCCUACUCCCCCCAACUCUAUAUCUCCGGCUUUGCCAGCUCAUGGCUUGAAGGCGCAACUCCAAAAGGCCAAGCUCGAGCCCAUCGACUCGGACUUGGACUUACAUGACAACGCCAGUAGUCAUGGGCGGUCACUAUCUCCAGCUGCCCUGGAAUCAGCAGGCGCCAUCACUGCGCCCAUGUUAGCAAAAUAUCAUUUACCAGAGAUCCUGCUCAACCACGGGCCUCUGGCUAUACGGCAUAUCAUGGGCUAUCUGACGACAUCGGUACCAGGUUUCUCGGGUAUACCCCCAACAAAGGCAAGGAGAUUAGUGGUUGGUGCUUUGGAGGGACGGGGAGGAGAAGGAGGAGGCGUGGAAGGUGACGUGGAGUAUGAGAAGGUGGGCUGGGGAAGAUGGGACGCGAAACGACGAGGUAUGGCAAGUCGUGAACGUCAAGGCACGCCUCCAUCUUCGUACGGCUCAGCUAUCCCCAUCUCCAAGGCAGGUGGAAGAGGAGCUAGAGGUUCGAUGGCCGAUGAAGCCUUCCACUUCUCCCACGACGACAACGACAUGCAUAUCAUGAUGGAGACCGAGGCGGACAAGAUGUCCAUGGACGGUUCGGCCUCGGCGUCCUGCUCCGAAGCUCCAGAUGACGAUGUUGUCAUGAACGAUGAUCCGGAAGAUGUAACGGAUGACGAGGACUGGGCCGCGAUGGGUGCCGCCGCACUCAGGGCUGAAUCCUACCCCAACAUGGCCGCUGCUCAGUCAAAUGGUAGCAUGCGAUCUCCAAAUUUCCCCCCGAUCGGCGGGUUACGAACUUUCUCGAGCAGCUCGGGAAUGGCGCGACCGCCUCAACCAACGCACCUCGAUCUUUCCGCGUUGGCUUGCGCAUCGGAUGCGCAGGAACGUGAGGCCGUCGAGGCUCUUUUACGACUUGGUUCUGUAUAA